AUAGAACAUUCAAAAACUGAAGAGAGAGAGUGAGAAUGAGAGAGAACACCGCAAUUACUCAUUCAGCGGCCCAGCAACCUGCCAACUAACGUCGUCUGGUAGUGGCGAGACGGGCAGGGUACGCCACCUUGACUUUGUUUUGGUCAUUCGUCUUCGGUUCUUCGUCCUCCUCCCAUUUCACUGCUUGUCACAACUCAGAAUCGUAGGGUAACCACAGAGGGAGAGAGGGAGGGGAUCGCACCCAGAUCUUUCUCCUCGUUCAAUUGAUCCAAAAUUCCCCACAAUUUCCGAUUCAAUUUCCCACUGUUUAUGCUUCUAAUCCAUGCCGGUAACAAUAACAUCAAAUCACUGUUGAAAGAUUAACUAUUUUCCCUUGGCGAGAAGCGCAAUCAAAUGGCGCGGAGCAGAUCGUCGUUGAGCAAAUGGAGGUACAUUAAUCCGGCGUACUAUCUGAAACGACCGAAGCGUCUGGCUUUGCUCUUUAUCAUUUUCGUUUGUUGCUCCUUCUUCUUUUGGGACCGGCAAACGUUAGUCCGCGAGCACGAGAUGGAGAUCUCUCAGUUGAAUGAUCAAGUGACUCAGUUACAACAUUUGGUGGAAGAACUAAAGAGUGGUCGAGUAGUUCCAGAUGAAAAGAUAAAAUCAAGUAUCAAAAGUGAUGAUGCAACUAAAAAAAGAGAUGACAUAGAUGAACCACUUGAUGCUGAGAGAAGAGAGAAAGUAAAAGACGCCAUGCGCCAUGCCUGGAGUUCAUAUGAAAAGUACGCAUGGGGUCAUGAUGAACUUCAGCCACAAUCGAAGAAUGGGGUUGACAGUUUCGGUGGCCUUGGAGCAACUUUAAUAGAUGCUCUUGAUACACUUUAUAUCAUGGGUAUGGAUGAGGAAUUCCAAAAAGCUAAAGAGUGGGUAGCAAGCUCCUUGGAUUUCAACAAGAACUAUGAUGCUAGUGUUUUCGAGACAACCAUAAGAGUUGUUGGUGGACUUCUUAGUGCUUAUGACCUCUCUGGGGAUAAUGUUUUCCUUGAAAAGGCUCAAGACAUUGCUGACAGACUGUUGCCUGCAUGGAACACUCCCACUGGAAUCCCUUAUAACAUAAUCAAUUUGGCACAUGGGAAUCCACAUAAUCCUGGAUGGACAGGGGGUGAAAGUAUUCUGGCAGAUUCUGGUACUGAGCAGCUUGAAUUUAUUGCUCUUUCUCAAAGGACAGGAGACCCCAAGUAUCAGCAGAAGGUGGAGAAUGUUAUUUUAGAGCUUAACAAAACCUUUCCUGAUGAUGGUUUGCUACCAAUCUACAUUAAUCCACAUUCUGGGGGAAAAUCGUACUCUACCAUUACUUUUGGGGCCAUGGGGGACAGCUUUUAUGAAUACUUACUCAAGGUCUGGGUUCAAGGAAACAAAACUGAAGCCGUAAGGCAUUACAGAAAAAUGUGGGAGACUUCAAUGAAAGGUCUUCAAAGCUUGGUUCGAAGGACUACUCCUUCAUCUUUUACAUAUCUGUGUGAGAAGAUGGGAAACUCUUUUACUGACAAGAUGGAUGAACUUGCAUGCUUUGCUCCGGGCAUGCUUGCCUUAGGGUCUUCUGGUUCUGGUCCUGAUGAUUCUCAGAAGUUCUUGUCGCUAGCAGAAGAGCUUGCUUGGACUUGCUAUAACUUCUACCAGUCAACACCUACGAAAUUGGCUGGAGAGAACUACUUUUUCAGUAACGGGCAGGAUAUGAGCGUGGGCACAUCAUGGAACAUACUGAGGCCCGAGACAGUUGAAUCCUUAUUUUAUCUUUGGCGUAUAACUGGAAACAAGACAUACCAGGAAUGGGGUUGGAACAUAUUUCAAGCAUUUGAAAAGAACUCCCGCGUAGAGGCUGGAUACGUUGGACUAAAAGACGUUAACACCGGUGUCAAAGACAACAUGAUGCAAAGCUUCUUUCUCGCGGAGACGCUCAAGUAUCUCUAUCUUCUUUUCUCGCCACCCUCGGUGAUUCCCCUGGACCAGUGGGUUUUCAACACAGAAGCCCACCCUCUAAAAAUCGUUACCAGGCGUGAUCAUGCUGUGAGCUCCGGUAAGCAUGGAUCAGAGCACCAAUCACGCAGUAGGAAAGAAGGGAGAUUUGGUCAUUAGGACAUACACACAUUCACACAACAUCAAACUUGAUCCUUCAAGUUUCACCAAAGCCAUAGAGAUCUAAUCACUCGAUGUAGGCGAAGAUGUUUGAAUUGAUGAUGUUCUGGCGUUUAUGACAGUAGGGAUUCGAGGAAACAGACUUUCGAAAAUAAUUGCUAAUCCUCAGCUUUCCGGAUUGGUGGUGAUAUCAUUGAUUGAUUCUGCCAUGAAACAGAGCUCAGGUUUAUGUAACAUGAGAGUAUAGUGCCCUUAUAGGUUUACACAACACAACAUUCUUGGGAUGUUACUACGUUUUUUUUGUAGGCAAAUGUUCAUCUUUUACACUGCUCUUAGUACUGUUUUUUCUCUUUUGAAAUUUGAAAGAAACACAAUGGUAUUGCAUCAUGAAGACAGUAUUGCUUUUU
Ipomoea nil (Japanese morning glory) is the source of this 2522-nucleotide messenger RNA. RefSeq names its product mannosyl-oligosaccharide 1,2-alpha-mannosidase MNS1-like. Gene Ontology annotation, biological process: N-glycan processing; carbohydrate metabolic process. Gene Ontology annotation, cellular component: Golgi membrane; endoplasmic reticulum. Gene Ontology annotation, molecular function: calcium ion binding; mannosyl-oligosaccharide 1,2-alpha-mannosidase activity. The record is from RefSeq and is a predicted model, not a curated record. Lineage: Eukaryota; Viridiplantae; Streptophyta; Magnoliopsida; Solanales; Convolvulaceae. Bases 394 to 2115 code for a protein of 573 amino acids. The transcript is spliced from 14 exons.